AUGGCAAGAAGAUAUUGGAACAUAAAUUUGGAAGAGAUGUUGGAAGCAGGAGUUCAUUUUGGUCAUGGUACUAGGAAAUGGAAUCCUAGAAUGGCGCCAUAUAUCUCUGCAAAACGUAAGGGUAUUCAUAUUACAAAUCUGACUAGAACCGCUCGUUUUUUAUCAGAAGCUUGUGAUUUAGUUUUUGAUGCAGCAAGUAAGGGAAAACAAUUCUUAAUUGUUGGUACCAAAAAUAAAGCCGCUGAUUCGGUGGCGCGGGCUGCAAUAAGGGCUCGGUGUCAUUAUGUUAAUAAAAAAUGGCUCGGUGGUAUGUUAACAAAUUGGCCCACUACAGAAACGAGGCUUCAUAAGUUCAGGGACUUGAGAACAGAACAAAAGACGGGGGGACUCAACCGUCUUCCGAAAAGAGAUGCAGCUAUGUUGAAGAGACAAUUAUCUCGCUUGCAAACAUAUCUGGGCGGGAUUAAAUAUAUGACGAGAUUGCCUGAUAUUGUAAUCAUCGUUGAUCAGCAAGAAGAAUAUACGGCUCUGCGAGAAUGUAUCACUUUGGGAAUUCCAACAAUUUGUUUAAUCGAUACAAAUAGCGAUCCCGAUCUCGCAGAUAUUUCGAUUCCAGCAAAUGAUGACGCUAUAGCUUCAAUUCGAUUAAUUCUUAACAAAUUAGUAGUCGCAAUUUGUGAGGGUCGUUCUAGCUAUAUACGAAAUCCUUGAUUAAUAAUAAGAUAAAUAAAUUCUUUUUUGGAACUACAUAGAUCUAUGGAACUUUUUUGGAACUACAUAGAUCUAUGGAAUCGGUUAAUAUAUCCUGAAUCGCACAAAAGAGAUAAAAAAACUGUGAAUAUUGUGUGAUUAGUUUCGUCGGUGUCAAAAAUAUAGAAUUUGAGUAGGCAAGAGAAGAUUGAAUCAAAAUAAUUCCUUUUUUUUAAGUAAAGUUCUAUUUCUGUCAGAGGGCAAUAUGAAUGGUAUAUCAAACGCACUAAACGGGUUAUACGAUAUCUCUGGUGUGGAAGUAGGCCAACAUUUCUAUUGGCAAAUAGCAGGUUUCCAAGUCCAUGCCCAAGUACUUAUUACCUCUUGGGUUGUAAUUGCUAUCUUAUUAGGUUCCGCCGUUAUCGCUGUUCGGAAUCCACAAACCAUUCCAACCGCCGGUCAAAAUUUCUUCGAAUAUGUUCUUGAAUUCAUUCGAGACGUAAGCAAAACUCAGAUUGGAGAAGAAUAUGGUCCAUGGGUUCCCUUUAUUGGAACUAUGUUUCUAUUUAUUUUUGUUUCUAACUGGUCGGGUGCUCUGUUACCUUGGAAAAUCAUACAAUUACCUCAUGGAGAGUUAGCCGCACCCACGAAUGAUAUAAAUACUACUGUUGCUUUAGCUUUACUCACGUCAGUAGCAUAUUUCUAUGCGGGUCUUUCAAAAAAAGGAUUGGGGUAUUUCAGUAAAUACAUUCAACCCACUCCAAUUCUUUUACCUAUUAACAUUUUAGAGGAUUUCACAAAACCCUUAUCACUUAGUUUUCGACUUUUCGGGAAUAUAUUAGCUGAUGAAUUAGUAGUUGUUGUUCUUGUUUCUUUAGUACCUUCAGUCGUCCCUAUACCUGUCAUGUUCCUUGGAUUAUUUACAAGUGGGAUUCAAGCUCUUAUUUUUGCAACUUUAGCUGCGGCUUAUAUAGGCGAAUCCAUGGAGGGUCAUCAUUGACUAGUUUUUGUUUUUGAAAUAGUCUAGCCCUUUUUUAGCUUAGCUUGGUCCAAUCCAAUGUAUGCGCAACUCAAGAUAAUCUACUUACUUAGGGACCAUAAAUAUACAAAUACGACGAUCUAGAGUAAUAACAAAAAAGAUUACGAUAUUAGAGAAUUGUAAUAAAAAAAGGAAAGAGAUCUAAUUGAAAAGAUCUUUUUCCUAAAAUUCAGGGUUGGUCCAUUUUUUUUAUUACUUAUAUUUAUAUCAUAUUUACCUUCGAUCAAUAUUAUCCGAUCAAUAUUAUCUUUAUCUUGAUAUUGUUUUUGUUUAUUCAAUUUCAAUAUUAUGAGUCCUAAUUAGAAUAGGAAUUCUUAUGGUAUCAAUUUAGGGUCUAUGAUUUUAAAAAAGCUGUUCUUUAUAUAGAUAUAGAAUGAUUCCCAUUUCAGUCGAUUUCUUCAUUCAAUUCAAUGAUUGACCAAAAGAAAUUUUUUUUUUCAUAAAUAAUAAAAUAAAUUGCAUGAACUUAGCUCAAUCAAAUACUGAUAUUGAUGUUUUAUUUCUAUGCAAUGAUUUGGUCUAAUGAAUUCGUCCAUUUAGAUUGUAUCCAUGUGAGAUAAUGCUAAAUAAAAAAUAAAAGGAAGAGACGAA
Molecule: messenger RNA, 2320 nt
Organism: Gossypium arboreum
Lineage: Eukaryota; Viridiplantae; Streptophyta; Magnoliopsida; Malvales; Malvaceae
Product: 30S ribosomal protein S2, chloroplastic
Exons: 1
Coding region: 1-711 (236 amino acids)
Biological process (GO): translation
Cellular component (GO): mitochondrial small ribosomal subunit; ribosome
Molecular function (GO): structural constituent of ribosome
Source: RefSeq, a predicted model, not a curated record